Messenger RNA from Magnusiomyces paraingens, 3558 nucleotides. RefSeq lists its product as uncharacterized. The transcript has 2 exons. NCBI's taxonomy places the organism in Eukaryota, Fungi, Ascomycota, Dipodascomycetes, Dipodascales, Dipodascaceae. The coding region runs from base 1 to 3558 and encodes 1185 amino acids. Gene Ontology annotation, molecular function: zinc ion binding; DNA binding; DNA-binding transcription factor activity, RNA polymerase II-specific. The record is from RefSeq and is a predicted model, not a curated record. Gene Ontology annotation, biological process: regulation of DNA-templated transcription; DNA-templated transcription.
AUGACCGGCCGACCUACUCUUGACUCAUCCUUUGUCUCAACGUCUUUUGGCUUAAAAGAGAACUCUCCACAUACCCACGAUGCUUCACCCAUUAAUAAUAAAACAGACAAACAAGAAGUAAACCAAAAGUCACCACUAAAGAAUAUGAAAGCAGAAGAGCUUACAGUAGAUUCAGAUGCUGAUAAACUGCUACAAUCGACAGGGCCAUCUGCAAGAAAACGAACCGCCCGUGCUUGCGAUAAGUGUAGUGUUGCGCGAACCAAAUGUGACGGAAAGAAUCCAUGCUAUCGAUGCUUGAAUUUAGGAAUUCUCUGUCAAUACAAUCGUACAAUUAAAAAACGCGGUAAAGGUAGCGAUUCGUAUCCCCAGCACCCACGCAAACAACAAAAGACCCAACCUGCAUCACAAGCAUCAGAUACCACAGACCCUAAAAUCCAAGGGGAAAAUAAUACCAAAACUUCUCAAGAUAAACGCGAUAGACAAACACUUGAAGUGAAGACUGUUAAUGAGGAUGAAGCAUUUUGGAGCCAAGCAUCUCCACCUCAAAGCAAACCUUCGUCUCCACAAAUCACAGCAACAGAAAUAACAACAGAAGUAGCAACAGGUGCAGCAGUUCCCUCUGCCAUAAAGUCGAUACCAGCUAUUUCAGUUGCUGCUGCUGGACCUCCUACAAACUACCAACAUUUGGCACAAACUACCAGUAUAUUACCUCAGCUUCAAAGCUUUUUGAAACUUACUACUAAUCCCUCAUCAAGCGGGAAAAGUUCGGUGCCAUCUCCUACUCAACAAAAUGGACUGGCAUCUACUCUAGCUAUGUCUAGUUCAAACUUGUUAGAUCCUCACCGCCAACAACAAAACAAUCAACAAACUCAACAAACUCAACAGCAGCAAACAGAUAUUUUACAAGCAUCGUCUACAUUGACUUCCUUUAACCAAAACCGCACAAAUAGUACUACUAAUCUUUUAAAAAUUCUCAAUCAAAACACCAAAACAGGAGCAUCAUCUUCCAACAUACCUAGUCCUGUUCCCAGUACCAAUAUAAUCCCCUCUGAAGUAAAAGCUAGCAAUUUAAAUUUUGGAAAUUCAUCCAUUCAUAAUCCUUUAAAUUUCAAUGUUCAACUAUUGAGUCAUCUCGCUACAUCGGCAAAUCACAAAAUUCCGUCUACAGCCGCAUCUACUAUGCCCACACAAACAACACCAACACCAACACCAACAGCACCAACAACAAUAACAGAAACUGAUUCUGCCGCCUCAACAACUAGUACCAACACUACUAAUUCUUUAAAAACAACAAUAUCUCGGAUCUUACCAUCAGUUGAUUCAGGUGUUGGAAAACCCAAUAGUUCAAUAAAGAGCACAGCUACCCUUGAUCUAGACGGUUCACCUACAAACAAUGAUACAAAUUCCCAGCCAGAUGUUUUGGCUCCAACGCCGCUACCACAAAUUUCUAUACCCUCAAGCCAGUCUUCUUCAGUAAACAGUCCUCAGUGGCUAGGAUCUGUCAAGUCACCAUUUCCUACUGAAUUAAUAUCAAUUUUUGACCGGUCUACACCUAAUCUUCCACAGCCACAGCAGCAACAGCAACAGCAACAGCAACAACAACAGCAGCAACAGCAACAGCAACAGCAACAGCAACAGCAACAGCAACAGCAACAGCAACAGCAACAGCAACAGCAACAGCAACAGCAACAGCAACAGCAACAGCAACAGCAACAGCAACAGCAACAGCAACAGCAACAGCAACAGCAGCAACAACAAUUAUCUUCAACUGCAGAGCCCUCACAAUCAGGACAACCAGCGUCACAGCAUAUUUCGACUCCACAGCAAACCCAGCCACAAUCAAUGAUGGAAAAUGAAGAUGAAAUAGAUAUUUCUCAUGAAACAGUAAAUGACAGUAAAGAAGAUAGCCGGGAAACAGAUGGUAAUUCUAGUAAUCAAAAUUCAGCACACAAUCGUACAGAUAUAUCAUUCGGGUCUCAGUAUACUCCAGCUCCACCACCGGUUCAAGCACAUAUUUAUCCUGUUUUGGAUCCAAUUAUUAGAGACAUCGAUUAUAUGCCUUUGGUGUUGACAUCAGAAUUUUUAGAAAUUUACUUUACCAAUACGGUUUAUUCUGUAGCACCUAUUUUGCGCAAGUCAUCUAUUUUGUGUGAUGAGAAUCCUCGUAAGUGUUCACCUGCACUUUUGUACUCUAUUCUUUACUUGUCAGCUCACGCAAGUAAUCACCCCAUUAUGACAUCUGGAUCAGAAUACAAAAACAUGCUCAUUUCAAAGCUGCUGGACAGCGUUAUGGUAUAUUUGCAGCCUAUGCGAGAAGAAAAUUCACGUGAGUAUGAUUUGGAUGAUGUACUUGCAUUUAUCAACAUAGGUGUGGUUGAGUCGGCAUCAGAUUUUAAGCCAUCAACCAUGAAAUGGUGGGACAUGGCUGUAACAUUGGCUCGUCAACUCAAGUUGAACAAAGAAAUACCUACACUGCCGGAAGAAGCCCGGGAAGAACGACGACGUACAUGGUGGUCUUUAUUUAUGAUCGACCGCCAUUUGGCACUCUGUUUCAACAAACCUUGUAUGAUUUUAGACUCUGAAUCAUUGGAACUGUUUUUCCCAAUUUCUCAAGAUAUUUGGGACUAUGAAGUAGAUGAACUACAUCCUAGUGGUCAAAGUGGUGUUGAUAGUGGAGAAGAUGUUAGUGAAACAAGAAGAACAAGCACUGGUAACACUUCCGGAACUACAACAUCGGCAGCUCCUUCCGCAGAAGAAAAAUCAGACCGAAGUGGACCCCCACAGCUUUUUCCACCCGAGGAGGAUCGUAACCGACGUCGGGGGUUGCAGUGUACAGUUAUUGAGAGCGGGAUUUUUGGUAUGUAUCUUCCUCUAAUGACACUUCUUGGGGGAAUCAUUGAAAUUCAUUUUUUCGAAUUAAGUCCGCUAUUUUUUCACAGAGAAUCUGUGCUUAAAAGCUUGCGAGAAAACUACCGCCAUAGGCUGAAGGCAUUUCAGUAUUCACUUGAAGAGUUUUUUGCUAUGACAGUGACACAAGAUACAUAUUUACUUGCAUGGAAGGAGUACUGUCAAUGUGUACUACAGGUACUCUAUAUUCUGUUAGAAGGUUAUUGGGAUCCAACCGAUACUCUGGACGAUAUUGAUGUGCUUUUAAACGAUACUAGGUUUACUGGGUGUCUUCAGAAUUCGAUUGAGGCUUCAAAGCAUGUUGAAAAAAUUUUGCGGCUAGAUCCCACCUUACAACUUAUUCCAUUUUUUUUUGGAAUUCAGCUGCUGCACGCCGGAUUCAUUCCGUACUGCAUGAGCGAGCGAUAUGGUACGCAUACUUCAACUGAUGUUGCUGAGGCGUGUGAGCUGUUUGUACGUGCACAUGAAGUAUCUAUUGCGACGCUGAGCACUCAGUACCAAGUUAAUUACCGAUCUCUUCUUCACGGCGUAAUUAGAGAUAUGAAAUAUACAACUGUCAGUGUUAAUGAUCGUAUUGUAUCCACAAAUCGGCGACGAAUUCUAAUGAGCAUGUAUCGCUGGAACGCCGGGGGAACAGGUUUAGCAGUGUAA